Messenger RNA from Prunus avium (sweet cherry), 1170 nucleotides. RefSeq lists its product as uncharacterized. Gene Ontology annotation, molecular function: transposase activity; DNA binding; zinc ion binding. The record is from RefSeq and is a predicted model, not a curated record. Gene Ontology annotation, biological process: DNA transposition. NCBI's taxonomy places the organism in Eukaryota, Viridiplantae, Streptophyta, Magnoliopsida, Rosales, Rosaceae.
AUGGUUGUUGGGGUGGAUGGGAACAAUGGUUAUUUCCCAUAUGGAAAAGUUUGGGUAGUGAUUAGUGACAAACAAAAGGGACUUGUACCUGCCAUAGAGACAGUACUUCCAACUGCAGAGCACAGGAUGUGUGUGAGACACCUGUACAGUAACUUUAGGGCAUCACAUAUUGGUCUUGCUCUGAAACAUAUAUUAUGGGCUGUAGCAAGAGCUACAACUGUGCCUUGGUGGGAGGCAGAAAUGGAGAAGAUGAAAAAUGAGGAUGAGGAAGCUUGGAAGUGUUUCAAUGCAGCCAUACUAGAUGCAAGGGAUAAGACAAUUUUGAGUUGCUUGGAGAGGAUAAGGGUGUAUAUGAUGCUUAGGAUGGCUAGUAGGAGGUCUGCAUGUAAGAAUUGGAGAUACUCUGUUGGGCCUAGGAUCUUCAAGAUAAUUGAGAAGAACAAGCUAGGUUCAUUUCAAUGCAUUCCUAGAUUGGAUGGUGAAAAAUUGUAUCAAGUGAGCCACAUUUAUGGUGGAGAAUUUGUUGUAGACCUUAGAGCAAAGACAUGCUCUUGUAGGAGGUGGAAUUUAUGUGGAAUACCAUGUCCCCAUGCAAUCUCAGCAAUAUUUCAAAGAUGUGAAAACCCAAUUGCUUAUGUGGAUGAUUGUUAUAAGCUCGAGACUUAUAUGAAGGCUUAUGAACCAGUGAUUCACCCCAUCCCUUCAAUGGACCAAUGGAGUAAAUGUGGCCUUCCUCCAAUUAAAUCUCCACUUUAUAAGCAACAACCGAGUAGGCCUAAAAGAGUUAGGACGAAGGAGCCUGGUGAGGUUGAAAUACCAACCCCCAUCCCACCAAACCCUAGGCCUCCAAAUUAUAUUGCCCCACCAGCCAAGCUUAGAAGGGUUUUCAUUAAAAUAAGAUGUUGUGGAUGCGGUCAAAAAGGUCAUAAUAGAGCAACAUGUGACAGACAAAACAAUGAAACCCAACAGGUUCAUGCAUCUUCAGCUCAAAUGGAGAAAGGUUCUUCUUCACAACCAGUACAACCUUCUUCACAACCAGUACAACCUUCUUCACAACCAAGACCUAGCAUAGUAAGAGGGAGAGGCAUAAGUAGAGGGAGAGGCGUAAGUGAAGGAAUAGCUACUGCUUACCCAAUGGCACAACAAAGUGUAAGCUUUGGUUGCUCUUGA